Messenger RNA from Quercus lobata, 1656 nucleotides. RefSeq lists its product as uncharacterized. The record is from RefSeq and is a predicted model, not a curated record. Lineage: Eukaryota; Viridiplantae; Streptophyta; Magnoliopsida; Fagales; Fagaceae. Gene Ontology annotation, molecular function: zinc ion binding; nucleic acid binding. The coding region runs from base 61 to 1479 and encodes 472 amino acids. The transcript has 4 exons.
UCUUUUUUUUCUUUCCUCCUACUCUACUGUCUAUCCUUUUCAGAUUAUUGUUUUGUCAGCAUGGACUCGGAUUUUAUAGAACGUUUACUGAGGGUUAGUUUGACAGCGGAGGAAGAUGAGGUGAUCAUGGUUCAUCCAAAGCACCGCAAGAAAACUCUAGAAGACUGGUCCCUCAGUUUGCUAGGAAGGUUUCACACGACCAAACGCAUCAACUUUAGAGCUGCGGAAAACCAUCUACGCUCUGCAUGGAACGGUGUAAAAAUUACAGAUGUUGGGGACGGACUGUUUCGGAUUAAAUUCUCGAUGGAAAGCCAAUUGAAGUGGGUUAUUAACAAUGGUCCUUGGAGUUUCCAUAAUCAUAUCCUAUUACUGCGAAGGUGGGAGAAAGGAAUGACGGCCUUUUCGGUUAACUUCCAAACUGUUCCGAUGUGGGUGCAAGUGUGGGGACUACCCUUCGAUCUGAUAAACAAGGAAGUAGGGAUAGAUAUUGGACAAGGAAUUGGUAGAGUCAUUGAGGUAGAUUGGAAAGCCAUUGCCUCAGACCAGGCAAGGUUUCUCCGGGUCAGAGUUGACGUGCCCUUAGACAAGCCGAUACGCCGGGAAGCCCCAGUACUCAGUGAUAAGGUUUGGGUGGCUUUCAAGUACGAACGGCUAUGUGGUCUGUGCUUCCAUUGUGGCCUCCUUGGUCAUGAGGCAAAAGCAUGCAAGACCACGAAGCUGAAGGUGGGGGAGGAGAGUCCUUAUGGCGAAUGGCUGCGAGCGACGGAGGAUGUCCCGCCACAGACCAGCGACUCUCUAUUGGAACAAUCUCACCGAGAUGGAAACCCCAACGGUUACGGCAUUGAUGGUGCAGAAACGGAACCCCAGCAGAAUUUUAAUUCGGGUAACGGACACUCAUUUCAUUCAACGACAGUAAUUGAGAAAAAAAAUUCGGAGAUUAUGGAGGAUGUUGAGGGACCCAAAGUCUUUCUAAUUAGAGACCUCCAAAAUGUUUGGAAAUUCUUCUCUGGGUCAGAGUUGAAAUGGCUUGAGCAGAAAUUGGAUUGUUUUGAUCCAAAACUAUUGCAAUCUCAGGGAAUCAGAUGGCUUUGUGAUACAUUUCGAUUGCUGCUAACACAUCCCACUGUUAAGAGACUAGUGGUUUCUCUAGCAUCUGAUAAAGCUGUUUGGGAUGUGAUUUUGAGGAACACGUUAGUUCGGGAGUUUCAAUGGACACCCUACGCAGUUAAUUAUGUAAGGCCUCUAAUUUCUAAUGAAGAACCAGGCUUGGCUACACGUAUAUUGAUAUGGAUUCGGGAAGGAACAGAAGCAAAAUUUGUGAAAUUUCUGUCUCUAGUGAACGAGCUAUUUCAACCUCCCAAGAGUAACAAUCCCACAGAAGGAAACAAGGAGCAGAUGGAGGAAAAAAUUAGAUCAUCAUUGCCUCUCUCUGUUGCGAUCCUCCUGAUUAUGGUUGUGGCUCAAGUCCUAGGGGCUUGAAUCACCAUAGCAUAAGCAGAAGAAUGCAAGAAUAAACCACAUUAUUUGAUCAACAGUGGGGCACCAUUAGUUGAUGAGUACCUAUUAAAUUUCAGCAUUUUUCCCCCUGUUUUGUAUAUGUUGCAAUACGGUUAUGUUUCCAAAUAUUUGAAUUCCUACAUUUGUUUCAUAAAUAAA